AUGCUUCCCAUUGCCUUAAAUCUAGACAGCAAAUCAACUCCAGGUACAUCCUCAGAAAAUCUCACAGAUCCCAGCCAGGAAAAUGGGAAGAAACCAAAUAAAUCACAUCAGUUGAAGAAAAUUUUUAAGGAAUAUGGAGCUGUUGGAGUAACUUUUCAUAUUGGGAUUUCUUUGAUAUCUCUGGGAAUGUUUUAUCUGGUUGUGUCAAGCGGAGUGGACAUGACCACUAUUCUCUUCAAGCUGGGAUUUGAUGAAGCCCUUGUGCGAUCCAAGCUAGCUGCUGGAACAAGCACUUUUGUAUUGGCCUACGCUAUUCAUAAACUGUUUGCUCCUGUCCGGAUCAGCAUCACUGUAGUCUCAGUGCCCUUUCUUGUUCGCUAUUUUCGGAAGAUAGGAUUUUUCAAGCCUCCGGCUCCAAACCCCUGAAAUUAUUCCCUGGAAUUAAAAAGGAUGCUCUC
Messenger RNA from Protobothrops mucrosquamatus (brown spotted pit viper), 458 nucleotides. RefSeq names its product family with sequence similarity 210 member B (gene MIMS2). The record is from RefSeq and is a predicted model, not a curated record. Bases 1 to 426 code for a protein of 141 amino acids. The transcript is spliced from 3 exons. Lineage: Eukaryota; Metazoa; Chordata; Lepidosauria; Squamata; Viperidae. Gene Ontology annotation, cellular component: mitochondrion.